Silurus meridionalis is the source of this 2773-nucleotide messenger RNA. RefSeq names its product beta-1,4-mannosyl-glycoprotein 4-beta-N-acetylglucosaminyltransferase a (gene mgat3a). The record is from RefSeq and is a predicted model, not a curated record. Gene Ontology annotation, cellular component: membrane. The transcript is spliced from 4 exons. NCBI's taxonomy places the organism in Eukaryota, Metazoa, Chordata, Actinopteri, Siluriformes, Siluridae. Gene Ontology annotation, molecular function: beta-1,4-mannosylglycoprotein 4-beta-N-acetylglucosaminyltransferase activity. Bases 69 to 1661 code for a protein of 530 amino acids. Gene Ontology annotation, biological process: protein N-linked glycosylation; N-acetylglucosamine metabolic process.
AUUGGAUUUCCUAUGAAGCACGUGUUUUUUCUGAGGUCUGUGUUGAUCGACGAGAUGUGUAAUAAAGUAUGGAUUGGACAUUCUGUUUGGUACAACACACACACACACAAGGCGAUGUGGACAGCGAGAGGAGCGACAUGGCAAGGCUGCACUCACACCUGGCCAGGAUGAAAGUGAGAAGGAACUGUCAACGCCACUUAUUGCUCGGCACAGCCGGAGUUUGUUUGCUCUCUCUGUUUUACUGCUAUAAAACGCUCCAGCAGGAAGCUCUGCUGCAGAGACUGUCCUCCUACAGCUCACUGGCCAGAUUCAGUGACUUCUUCUGGCAGGACACACUGACCACAUCCUCCAUCUCUGAGACGGACAGGCAGACAACUGUCAGAAAGAACCCAGCAGAUGAAGAUUUGCUCCUGCUAGGUUCCUCAAGUCCAUACAGGGAUCUUCAAAAACAACUGCACAUUCUGCAGGAUGAUGCCACAGUCUACUUUGUCCACACUGAGAGAGGAGAUCUGUGCUUCGUUGAUGGGACAGAAAUUAAAUCAAAUAUGCUGGAAGAUGGCACGGUUGUCAAACAUAAAAGGGAGCUAUUGGAACAACUUGGAAAAAACGAAAGCAAUCCGAAAGAUCACAAGGUUACAUCUAUGAGGGAGAGGUCGAAGUGCAUCUGCCGCCAGGGUUGGCACGGCCCUAACUGUGGCAUUCCGACUGUGGUGCAACACUCAAACCUUCCCACCAAAUCCCACCUAAAGCCCAGGAAGGUUUCACGUCGAAUCAUCAACGCCAUCAACAUCAAUCACGAGUUUGACCUGCUGCAUGCCAGAUUUCAUGAACUCGCAGAUGCUGUGGAUCUCUUUCUGGUGUGCGAGUCAAACUACACUGCAUAUGGACAGGCCAAACCCCUGAAUUUCCUUCGACUUCUCGUCAAUGGAACAUUUGAUUAUAUAAAGCACAAAAUUCUCUAUGUAUUCCUGGACCAUUUUCCCGAAGGUGGCCAUGCCAACGGUUGGAUUGCAGAUGAUUACCUGCGCACUUUCUUGUCAAAAAACGGAUUACUGAGGGUUCAGGGUCUGAGACCAGAUGACGUGUUCAUUCUGGAUGACGCAGACGAGAUUCCACUUCAGGAAGGAAUUCUUUUCCUCAAAUUAUAUGACGGAUGGACGGAGCCCUUCGCGAUUCACAUGCGGAAGUCCUUGUAUGGAUUUUUCUGGAGGCAGCCGGGAACGUUGGACAUUUUAUCUGGAUGCACUGUCGAUAUGUUUCUUACGGUGUAUAAAGGUGACGGGAUCCUGCUACGACGGCGGGAUUAUUACACCGUGCCAGGAUUCCGGGAAUACGAAAAGAAGUCAGGACAGAUUCUAAUGCAGUGGUCGAUCGGAAGUCCGGUUCACUAUGCAGGUUGGCAUUGUUCAUGGUGUUUCACACCAGAAGGAAUUUAUAAUAAACUGAUUUCGGCACAAAACGGAGAUUUUCCCCGCUGGGGGGACUAUAAGGAGAAACGGAAACUGAGUUACAUCAAGCAUUUGAUAAAAACAGGGGGCUGGUUUGAUGGGUCGCUAUCAAACUAUCCUCUAACUGACCCUAAAGAGCACAUGUUUGCUCCUAAAUAUCUGCUGGAGAAUUUUGACAAGUAUCGCUAUAUUUUACAGAAUCCAUAUGCUUAACAGUUCAGAAGCAACAAACAGAAUGACAGAAUCAUUACUUGACCUCCGAAACAUUCCACAAUGCUAAUUCUUAAUUCAUGUGAUUGAAUCCCGGUGAGGUUUUUAUCUUGUAUGAUUAAAAUUUAAACACCAAUAAGGUGAUGAGCUUGUGGCCUUUAACCAAACAAAGGUCUUGUUACAAGGUGUCUGUGUAAUGGCCUUUAUCUGGGUGAUGAGUUUGUUAAAUGUAAAUACAAAUUACUGGUGAGAUUAGCUUUAACCAGGUGAAUGGUAAGUAGCCUUUAAAGAAUGUUUCGUUAAGAAACUAAGGGUUUCUUUAAAAUCUAUGGUGGAAGUUCAUCCUACAGAGGGAUACAUGUAUUAUUAUAAAAUUUCUAUUCUAUUUAUUUCUUUACAGCUGCUUAUUGAAAAUGGCAUUUAAAAAAUGUGCUAUACAAAUAAAAUUUUAUUGAAUGAAGUAACUUGUAGACUUGAAAUAGGUGGGUGGCUAGUUACCAUUAUCCAAGCACAUAUCUGGUGGGUUUUAUCCAGGGGAGUGUCUACUUUCCUUCAAACCAGAUAAGUGGUCUGUGUCUGGGGCAGUGGACAGUGGCCUUUACCCAGGCGAGUGAAUUCUAAAAAUAAUAACACAAUAUUGGUUGACAGUAAAUAAAGACUCGAGUCCAGCACUGGAUUUUAACUGGAGUUGGAGUGUCAGUAUUUGCCAGUUAGCUAAAAAAAAUCUAUGUGGUUUUUCUACGAUUAUAAAAGCAGUACACACAGGAAGUGAGAGAAUGGUCCAAAAAAGGUUGUGUAAGUAGAUUUAUGUAGUGUUUUGUAUUCUACAUCCGUCUCUCACAUCAUAUCGAAAAGUUUCAGUCCAACUGUUUAUUCUUUAUAUUUUCAUUUGUAAAUAUUCUGUGUAAACUUUAAGACUUACUUGAAGUUCCUUGCCAAUGGUCCAUCCAUAGUUAUCAAAUUAUCUGAGUUAAUCAAUAACCUGAUCGGUGAUAUGAAUCUGAUGCCUAACCAGCUAAUUAUUAAAAUAGCAGCAAAAUUAUUGUCUUCGAAUGAUCCUUUUCUACUUGUAUCAGUAACUGAGAUAACUGUGUGAAUAAACAAUUACUCGGGUA